AUGAAUUUAUGUGAUUUUUUUUCUCAAGUUCGACCAGAUCUUCCAGAAGAAUAUAUUCAAAUGAUCUUAGUUGAACGAUGGAUGAAAUCUUUACAUACAUCUGAAUCUAUUGCUCAACACGUAACUAUCUUUGAACAAGAUCUUUGUCAAUUAGUGGAACAAUUGAAGCAAUUUGUCUUUCUGGAUAUUUACCGUUUAACUUCUUGUGAAAAAGUAGACGCUUAUCAUUCAAUGGUUAAAACUCGUUUUCCUAAUAGUCGAAGUCAUGUUGAUAUAUCAAGAUUUUCUCUUUGGCUUUGA
Messenger RNA from Rotaria sp. Silwood1, 300 nucleotides. The record is from the annotation of a GenBank genome assembly. Lineage: Eukaryota; Metazoa; Rotifera; Eurotatoria; Philodinida; Philodinidae.